UCGAAGAGAAAGAACUUGGAGCUUUCCCUCAACGGGUAAACAAAGUCUAUCUUUUCAUGCUCUCUGUAUUAAGUUCACACUGGAAGUAUGGCACUCUAUAAGGACGAAAGCCAGGACGACGGACCAGAAUGCCCGGUAUGUUACGAGUAUCUUUCUGGGACCGAACGAACUUUAAGCUGCGGACAUGUUUUCUGCCACGAUUGUCUCGUCAAAACGCUGGUGACCAUCAACAGCGAUGGAAAUAUCAGAAACACGAUCGUUUGCUCGAUCUGCCGACAUCUUACAUUCAUCGAAAAACAAAAUGAAGCGCUGAACUCACUCGAAGCCGAUAAUGAUCCGAAAGAGCGGCAGACCCUGAAGGUGCCUCUCCCUUUGCCGGUGGGACAGCAGCAGAGCGCACGGCGCGCCUCAGGAGACAGUUUACGGAGUGAAGUUUACUGUAUCACUCGCUGCUUUAGAGGCUUUUCUCAGCGAGCUCGCCGACAGAAGCGGAUCAGCCCCUGCCAAAAGGGAUCCCAGAUAUUCAUCAUAAGCGCCCAAGGGCGACCCAUGACUGAAGGAGAUGCGCCCGGUGUUGUAAUACAUGCGGCUCGCCCCCAGCGCAGGCGUAGGAUUUGCACGACAACGGGAUGGUUGUUCUGCCUGCUGUCUUUGUUUGUUUUACUCGCAGUGACAGCUUCGGUUUUUCCCUGGAUUGUACUGAUGUAGCCCAGCGAUCCGCAUGCCUCGGUCAAAGAAUUGAGUAAUUUACUGACAUUUAAAGAAAGACACGCGAUUGGCUGUAUUCAGUGUCCAGAAUUACUGAAAAUGGAGUGAUGUGCUUUAGUUGGAGUGAGGAUUUUUAAGAUGUUAUCAGUUUCCUUCCUUGAUUCUUUGGAAAAGUUUAUACACGUGACUUGUCCUUUACUGAGAAUCGCCAAGCAAGUGUUUAUCUUAGGAAGCCUCAAACAGUAAAACCUUUUGUUCUGCAAUCUUGUCUGACGUGUUCAACCUGCUGGAGAACCACAUAUCAUAGCCCAUAGAUAGUAAAUCCAAUAAAAGUGGACACAGUAACGUAAUUAAACUAUUAAAAAGGUGAAGAAAACAAUCACUUUGCUGUUAGAGCUGCUAACUUUAGUUGUGUUACCCUGUUUGUUGUUCAACACCCUGUUUCCAAGCAGGAGCAAAUACCUUUGUGCGCAAAGCCAAGCUGCACAUUCAACCCCGAUCUCAGGAUUGUUUAGUUUGUCUGCAUUUGCCCAAAAAAGAAAGUCGAAAUGGUACAUUUAAUAUGAACUUGACCUUGGUU
Messenger RNA from Pundamilia nyererei, 1288 nucleotides. Its product is annotated as RING finger protein 222. Lineage: Eukaryota; Metazoa; Chordata; Actinopteri; Cichliformes; Cichlidae. The record is from RefSeq and is a predicted model, not a curated record. The transcript has a single exon. Bases 88 to 708 code for a protein of 206 amino acids.